AGUGUGUGUUUUACAGAGAGAGACCAAAGCAGGCACUGACAUCACAGGGCAUUGAAGACCUUCCUUCUGAAUCUCCCUGUGAAGUGAUACAGUUAAGAAGAAAUUGCUUGUCAGCUGUUUGUUGGAGACCACUGCAAUUCCUCCUGGCUGUUGUGGAGAAGAAGAUCUUGGUUUGUGUGGCUUCCGCCUGUGAUUGGCUGUCACACUUUGGGCUCCCCCUCCUCUCUCUCCCCUCUCUGCUACGAGCCCACUCCAUACUGUCCUCAGGCUUACCUGAGCCACAACUGCAGAAACGCUGGACGCCCUCCUCCACACACACACACACACACACACACACACGAUCUCUCUCUCUGUCUUUCACACACACACGCACACACACACACACACACACACACACACACACACAAACACACACAUACACAGCUUUUCACCUGGAGAGGGCAGGCGCAUGAGACGGCAUGUGCAGCAGCAGCAGUCUCUCCUCACAUCUAGUGCUUCCUCUCUGAGUUGCCUCAUUCUGGAGAGUGGAGAGGAACUCUAAAAAAGAGAUUUUGGAGCCAUUGUCCCGUGGCGAAAGCAGGAGAGACGGGGGCAGCGAGGGAGCACUUGUCAACCCAGGGACGCCAAAGGCAACACACAGCAUGAUUUUGGGAGGCAUAAACCGGGCCGGGGCGGCGGUGCCAACAUUCUUACGGACGCCCACGAUGCUCCAGCCCCACCUGGACAUGAAGCCCUUCCUGCAGUUCCCCAUGGAGACGCCCCCUCCUCCGCAUAGCAUGAGCCUCUUCCACAACUUCAACACGAUGGACCCAGUGCAGAAGGCCGUUAUCAACCAUACCUUUGGAGUUCCACUGAUCAAGACCAAGCGGCCAGUCAUCUCGUGUAAUGUCUGCCAGAUCCGCUUCAACUCAGAGAGCCAGGCAGAAGCCCAUUACAAAGGAAACCGCCACGCCAGGAGAAUCAAAGGCAUCGAGACCUCUAAGAGUCGUCCUCAGGAGGGGGACAAGCCUCAUACUCUGCCCCACACCUCCUCCCCGUCUCCACCUGGAGCAACUGGUACUGCCCCAGACAGCGAGCCCUGCAAAGAGGAUGAAAUACGACCUCUGUCACAGUUAAAUGGACCCCUGCUGGCCCCGGGGCCCCUUCCCCCUCUUACCACCCCGCCUACCCCACCCAUGGACUCCCCCGUGCCCUCAGUGUGCACCCUCUUGCCUACCCCUACUCUUCCCCUGAUGCCCCCCUCCUCCUCCUCCCCAGGCUGCAGCAGUGGCAGUGCAAGCUCAGAGCAGCCUGGAUCUGGACCCCAGGUUUCAGGAGUCAUUGGCUCCGUGGCCACAAACAGCCCGUCCAAUCCAGAGACAGAGGAGGACAAAGCCAAGAAGCUGCUGUACUGCUCUCUGUGCAAGGUGGCUGUCAAUUCCUUAUCACAGCUGGAGGCCCACAACAAAGGUGGGUUAAUCUGUACCAAACACAAAACUAUCCUGGAGGCACGGAGCGGGCUGGGCCCCAUCAAGGCGUAUCCUCGCCUGGGCCCUAAGCCCAGUGGAGAGCAGGGAGGGGGGCCAGUGGACCCCAACACUCAGGAACGAACCUUCCACUGUGAGAUCUGCAAUGUGCGGGUCAACUCUGAACUGCAACUCAAACAGCACAUAUCAAGUCGAAGGCAUCGGGAUGGCAUGGCAGGCAAGCCUAACCCCCUCCUCAGCCGACACAAGAAGCACAGGGGAGCUGAUCUGACGUCUUCUUUGACCUUCUCCAAGGAUCUCACCAAAGCUCUGAGUGCAGGCCUCUUGCCCAGCCCCCUGGCUGUUGCUGCAGCAAUGGCCGCUGCGGCUUCCUCGAACCCGCUGGCUCUCCGUGCAGCAGCUCCUUCGCACCACCCACACCAUCACCUAUUGCAAGGCCCGCCUCUCAGCCACGCCAUCCUGAGACCCGCCCCCGGGCCCAUUCGCACCACCCACGGGCCAAUCCUCUUCUCCCCUUACUGACACAUCACUGACUUCGGCCAGUCAGGAACAGCCACUCCAAAAGCACACUGUGAAGAUACAAACAUAAUCAACAAACAGCAAUUGACAGGGGGAAAAAAAUUCAACCAUUUAAAUACUGAACUGAGAGAAAAGCGAGGGAAAGGUGCAGCAGAAAGGAGUAGAAGUAUAUGUCUCUCUUUCUUCCCUUUACCUGAAACUUUCCCUCCAUUUCAAAGACUUCUGAUUGAUCCGCACAUGGAAUGAGCAGAGGAGAGAUUUUCAUAAUGCAUUGAACUUCCAUGCACAUCUCUCACCUCCCCUGGCCCCUCUCCCUUGCACUGUGGCCCUGUCAUGGCCGCCUCGAUAGCUACAGAAGAAACACAGGCAGACCUUUCUAGAAACAUUAAACCACAUGUAGUGUUACAUAAUUAUUCUGGGCCAGGUUGGUUUUCUCCCCUCGUCAUGGCUCAGCGUGUUCUUCUCAUCCUAUGCACCUCAAAAAUCAAGACAAUAAUGUUAUGUCAGUAGGGUAGCUGCUUCCAUUGGUCUUUGCUGUAUGCGCCACAUGUAGCUGUGGCGGCCUCCGAGGUAACGUACAUGUCCCCUUCUACGCCGGAGGCAAGCAAUUCUUCAGUUUGUGACACUAGCUCCUCGCUAGAAACAACAUGACUUCGGCUGACAGGCAGGUGGUAGCCGCAUUUGAACAUGUCUGCU
Messenger RNA from Micropterus dolomieu (smallmouth bass), 2681 nucleotides. RefSeq names its product zinc finger protein 385A (gene znf385a). Gene Ontology annotation, cellular component: nucleus. Bases 642 to 1988 code for a protein of 448 amino acids. Gene Ontology annotation, molecular function: zinc ion binding; nucleic acid binding. The transcript is spliced from 8 exons. NCBI's taxonomy places the organism in Eukaryota, Metazoa, Chordata, Actinopteri, Centrarchiformes, Centrarchidae. The record is from RefSeq and is a predicted model, not a curated record.